AUGCUACAACAUCUAGUCGCUCUUUGCUUCUUUGCAGCAUGCACUAGCGGCGCAACUAUCACUGUCUUUGACGUGUUCCCAACAGCUGCUGAUGGGUCCACCGGACCCAAAGUGAACAUAUCCCUUAGCCCGAUCGGUGUGGGUAGCGACGGUGCCACUACUUAUGCCUUAGCUGAAUUCGAUCCGACAAGGACCUUCCGUGAUACGAUUGUGGAGGAUGCUACUCAUAUCCAUUUACCCGCUCCCUCGCCCUUCAUAAGAAGAGAUUGCUCAUGGGAGGGCACUAGCGGCGAAGGACUGUGCUCCUUUUUCGACGGGGCUCAAGCAUCGACGUACACCGGCAUUGUCACUCCAAUCUUUACACUCACAGUAGACGAUACGAUCACCGGCCUUCCCACUAGUGACGCUACUAGCCUCCAGGGCACCCCUACAAGCAGUAAUUCCCCUGACAAUCGAAGUAAUUCCGCCAAGAAGCUCAGUCCUGUUCUUAGCUUUGGGGUUGUCGUCGUCUUUACCAUGAGCCUUUUGAUCUAG
Pleurotus ostreatus (oyster mushroom) is the source of this 534-nucleotide messenger RNA. RefSeq lists its product as uncharacterized. The record is from RefSeq and is a predicted model, not a curated record. The coding region runs from base 1 to 534 and encodes 177 amino acids. Lineage: Eukaryota; Fungi; Basidiomycota; Agaricomycetes; Agaricales; Pleurotaceae. The transcript has 3 exons.